Hirundo rustica (Barn swallow) is the source of this 1383-nucleotide messenger RNA. It is a transcript of the gene HEPACAM2, whose product is annotated as HEPACAM family member 2. Bases 1 to 1383 code for a protein of 460 amino acids. Lineage: Eukaryota; Metazoa; Chordata; Aves; Passeriformes; Hirundinidae. The record is from RefSeq and is a predicted model, not a curated record. The transcript has 10 exons.
AUGCUUUCAUGGAGCCCUUUAGCCAACUUCUUUUGGGACUUACAGUGCAAAAUAUAUUUUCUGCUUGUAGGAAUUUGUUCUGCCUUGAAAUUGACAGUACCAUCUCAUACCAUCCAUGGUAUUGAGGGGCAACCACUUCAUCUUUCUGUUGACUACAAUUUCAAUGCUACAGCUUCUGAAAUCCAGAUAAUUUGGCUUUUUGAGAGGUCUCAAAGUAAUCCAAAAUACUUGCUUGGCUCUGUAAAUCAAAGAGUAGUUCCAGACUUGGAAUACCAGCACAAGUUUACCCUUAUACCACCGAAUGCAUCUUUGAGGAUUAAUCCAUUGCAUCUCAGUGAUGAGGGCAAUUACAUUGUAAAAGUCAAUGUCCAUGGAAAUGGGACCAUAGCUGCAAGUCAAAAGAUUCAAGUAGCUGUUGAUGUUCCAGUGACAAAGCCAACUGUACAUACUGAGCCAUCUUCAGGAGUAGUGGAAUAUGUAGGGAAUAUUACCCUAAAAUGUACUGUGGAUAGAGGUACAAGGGUAGCUUACCACUGGAUGAAAAAUGGGAAGCGUCUUCAUGCUGGCCCUAAUUAUACUUUUUCAUCAAACAAUGCUACACUUCUAAUUGCCCCUGUAGUAAAAGAAGACAUUGGGAAUUACAGCUGUCUGGUAUCUAACCCUGUCAGCGCAAUGGAAAGUGAGAUAAUUGCACCAACCAUAUAUUAUGGACCUUAUGGACUUAGAGUAAAAUCAGACAAAGGUCUGAAUAUAGGGGCAGUGUUUACAGUUGACAUGGGGGAAGUGGUACUGUUUGACUGCUCAGCAGAUUCAAAUCCACCAAACACUUAUUCAUGGAUUCAAAGGGAUGACAAUACCACCCAAGUAAUCAAAUAUGGACCCCAUCUGGAAGUUGUAUCUGAUAAAAUGGCCCAGAAGACAACAGAUUACAUGUGCUGUGCUUUCAACAACGCGACUGGAAAACGAGAUGAAACUCACUUCACAGUUGUCGUUAUGUCUGUAGGGUUGGAAAAGCUGGCCCAGAAAGGAAAAUCUUUGUCUUCUCUUGCAGUAAUAACAGGAAUUUCAUUAUUUUUGAUCCUAGCUAUGGCCUUUUUAUUCCUAUGGAAAAGAUAUCAGCCACAUAAAGUGAUACAACAGAAGCUACGGAGCAGGGCAGAGGCUGAUUACAGAAAGGCACAGGCAUUUUCAGGUCAUGAAAGUGCUUCGGAUGAUUUUGGGAUAUAUGAGUUCAUCACAUUUCCAGAUCUUACCAGUGGUUCUAGGGUUUCAAGUCAAUCUGUUCCUGGCCCUGACUUUGUCGCAGCCCAGGAUAUGCUAAGUACGGUUUAUGAAGUUAUUCGGCACAUUCCUGAGCAGCCGCAGCAAGACCACCAACUUUGA